Messenger RNA from Gamsiella multidivaricata, 2581 nucleotides. RefSeq lists its product as uncharacterized. The transcript is spliced from 5 exons. Lineage: Eukaryota; Fungi; Mortierellomycota; Mortierellomycetes; Mortierellales; Mortierellaceae. The record is from RefSeq and is a predicted model, not a curated record. Gene Ontology annotation, biological process: intracellular calcium ion homeostasis. The coding region runs from base 268 to 2208 and encodes 646 amino acids. Gene Ontology annotation, cellular component: perinuclear region of cytoplasm.
CUGAGCGGGACACAUAACACGCUCGUUAUACAUUAUGCCAUUCAAUUUUAUUAUCAGUACCCAAGUCAAGAUACAAGGUCGCGCUUUACCGGUUCUCUCUGAAUAAUUCGUUUCCUCUCUGGAGACAGUCACAUGACAGUGAAGGCGCCGAAUCCUGUCCAAACCCAGCAUGAGGACCUGGACUUCAAAGUCGCCUUCAUUUCUUUCCUCCGGACCGAUCAAGACGAAGGACAAGGACGAAUACGACGACGAGGACAGGGAUAAAGCAUGGAAAACCUUCAUCUGCAUCCUGCAAGAGCUCCAUUACAUCACCAACAGCACCAGCAACAGCAGCUUGCAGAUCCAUCCAGUGCCGAACAGAUGUCGAUGCAGACUGCAGGCGUCCAGUUGGCGCUCGACGCGUUUGUCCAGCAGAGCAGGGGCCUAAAUCCAUCGGACAUCGGAAUCUUCAUGGAUCACCUUGAGCUGCUCAUGAAUGAUUGUUCGCAGGCGAAUAUCCAGGCAGGAAAGAACUGGGUUGUGCAUCAUUGUCAGAAUCCACAACAAUACGAUCUCCUCGCACGCGCCCUGGUCGCCAUUGCCAUCUCUCGCCAUACCUUUGACAACAAGUUGCACAUUGUCUACCUCACUAACGACAUCCUCUCCCACAGUGAGCGGAAACAGCAGCGAUGGAUCAAAGAUGCACUCUAUCCACAUCUGGUUCCUAUACUGCGCGUCGCAUACUACUUUCCUGGAGUCGAUGAUGCUCAGCGACAGCGAGUCAUCAAGGUACUAGAGAUAUGGAGGAGUAAAGAAUUUUUCCCGGGUCAUGCUGUCGACACCAUGGAGAUGAACGUCAAGCGACCCCCACUGCUACCGCCACCACAGGUAGGCGGCCCCGGGCCUAUGGCUCCAGCCACCCAUCCUACAGUACCAUACCACCAUCCUCAGACUUCACAUCAACAUCACCACCCUCAGCAGUAUCAGCAGCAUCAUCAGCAUCAGCAGCAGCAGCAGUACUCCAAGUUUACACAUCCAAUGCAGCACCAGCAGCCUUCGUCACCAGCGACAGGACCACCUCAUUCAGGUCCUUGGCCUCCACCGCCACCGCCCAAUUCUCAUGUGGCAGGAUCCCAUCAUCCAUAUCCCCCAUACCACCCACCACCGCAACAAUUUGGACAACAUGCCAUGCAACUGGCGUUUCAGCAACCGCCGUUUCCUCAACAGCAUCCACCCCACUCAACCCAUCCACAUCAGCAUUCUCCGCCUCAACCUCAGGCAAUGUACCAUCCGCCACACGCAACAGCAGCGUUACAGCCAUUUUCAGCACCAGUCGCAGGGCCAGCUGCAGUUCCAAUACCUGUGCCAGCGCCAGCACCACCACCUCCUGCGCCUACCCAUCGAGAUGUUCUCACCCGGGAUCUACCCGCGGGGCUCAUGAUGUCAAAGAUUGAGGCUGAUGCAGAAUACUAUGAAACCAUGCCAGCGUCUGUAUCAGUCCCGGUCCAAAAGAACACUUCCCUGCCAGAGACAAUCCUAAGCAGCGUGACGGAAUUCCUUGCUGAAAACGCAUCGAUAAUGACCUCAUCAGGACGAGACAGUACUAUCAAGGACGAGGGCUGGCAUGAAGGAUAUCUGAGCGAGUUCUAUAAGACUGUAUCCGAAAAGAGGAAACUGGCCUUUUCAAAAGAUCCACCACAAUCUCGACAGCGACGACGACAUGGUGAUCGGCACGAUGAGCGCGAGGGCGGAGGAAGAAGCGAUUCGAGAGGCAGAAGACGACCUUUGUCAAGGUCACGCUCGCGGACGAAAUCAAGAUCAAGAUCUGUUUCUCGACCCAGACGACGUUCUCGUUCGUAUAGCCAUUCACUGUCACGUUCACGAUCUCGAUCGCGCACACGGUCAAGGAGCAGAUCGCCUGGGCAUCAUGGCCGUGGGCGAGGCAGGAGUAGAAGCCGAAGCCGAAGCCGGGACCGUGGUCGAGGUACUAUAUCAAAGAGUCGGAGCAGGAGCAGGGGCAGAAGCAGAGGUCGAGGCAGAAGCAUGAGCAGGAGUAGGAGUAGAAGCAGAGACAAGGGUACGGGCAGGAGACGAGGUGUAAGUCCAAUGAGCCGAUCGGCGAUAGAGGACGCCUUCCCAGCGAGAUCGUUCUCAGGAAUAGGAGCACAGACAUAUGCACAUGUGCAGCCACCAUCGCGCCCGAUGUUCCAACCUGCCCGCCAUGCCUAGGUGCUAUGCUUCGGCAGUAGCAUUGACCCGAAGAGCUGAUGCGUACGUAUGCAUGGCAAGGCUCUAUCGGGAGUGGACACAGAUAAACAAUGUUUUUACAAUGAAUGCGUGGAUGCAUUGGGAAGACCAGGAAACCAGCGACGGAGCGGCACCUCAAUUGCAUAUAAAUAUCAUGUGCAACAGCCAUCCACCGAUCGCUCAGACCGACCGAUCCGGCCGAUCGAAAAGGCCUGCUUUCAUAUCAGCUCGCACAGACUUAGACCGCAUUACGUUCUUCCUCCCUCAUUAAAUUAAAUUAAGAAAUCGUUCCUCCCUCAUUCUUCAUUCCUUUGUUCUCAUUGCUCCUUCAUUCCGCCAUUCACCUUCACUUCCC